Musa acuminata AAA Group (dessert banana) is the source of this 892-nucleotide messenger RNA. RefSeq names its product reticulon-like protein B2. The transcript has 5 exons. NCBI's taxonomy places the organism in Eukaryota, Viridiplantae, Streptophyta, Magnoliopsida, Zingiberales, Musaceae. The coding region runs from base 27 to 698 and encodes 223 amino acids. The record is from RefSeq and is a predicted model, not a curated record.
CAUCACACCAUGUCCGGAAGCCAGCCAUGCCGCGAAUCAAGUUCGAUUCUGCUUCCGACGAGCAGCCAAAGCCCGCCACCGGAAGCCACUUCCACCGCCGGAGGCCCCUCCAUGAUCGCCUGGGUGGAGGAAAAGUUGCUGACGUCUUGCUGUGGAGGAACAAGCACUUAUCGGCAGGAAUCGUCGCCGGCGCCACCUUCGUAUGGUUCCUCUUCGAGGUGCUGGAGUACCAUUUCCUCCCGCUGAUGUGCCACAUCUCCAUCGUGGCCAUGCUUGUGCUCUUCAUCUGGUCUAAUCUUGAAGCUCUUGUGCAUCGAGAUGCUCGGAGGAUGCCCGAACUCGUUCUAUCAGAGGAAGCCAUCAGAGGACUCGCUUUCUUCUUGCACGCCAAACUGAGUCGACUCACUUCCAUCCUCCUUGGCAUUGCAGAUGGCAAAGAUCUCAAGCUAUUUCUCUCGGCGAUUGCUUCACUUUGGGUUGUAUCUGUAAUUGGAAGCUACUGCAGCUCUUUGACACUGGCUUAUCUUGGUCUUCUGUGCGUUCUUGCGCUGCCGGCUUUGUAUGAGCAGUACGAGGAUGAAGUCGAUCAUCUAGCAAUGAGAGGGAGUGAAGAUCUGAAGAGAUUCUACCACAAGUUAGACUCCAGGAUUCUUGGCAAGAUCCCAAGAGGCCCUGUCAAGGCAAAGAAGUCCAAAUGAUCUUGCCAUUUGCUUUAGGAUAUGAAGUCAUGAACUCAUUGAAGAUUCCAUGUACUGAUGGAAUUCCUUAGCCAUGUUCAAAAGGAAUAAAUGGUUAAUACUGGCCAAUAUUAGUAGUUUCAUGUAUCGGUCAUGCCGGUGUAUCGACACUCGGUAACAACGGUAUAUGCUAAGCUUUGAAAAAAAAAAAAAAA